UACUAUUGCAUUAUUGCAAUGUGAUUUUUACUUGUACUAGUGUACAUAUACUAGCUACCAAUAAUGUUCAAGGGAAUUAUGAUCAUUUAAAUCAAAUUGAAGCGUUCUUCAUCACAUUCCAUUUUGAUUACAGUCAUAUAACAACAUCUAAGAACUACCCAUUAUACUAAUCAUCAUGCCAUUUGGUUUGGUCUCAGCCUGGAACAAGCGCCGUCGAAGCAAGUCUCAAGAUCAUACAGACCCUUGGAUUUAUAGGCCUGCAGAGUUUUGGCAACUAGAAGAUCAAGCGCCACAAGCUCCAAAAAAGAGGCAUGGAUCGUCUGUUUUCACACUCAAGGAGAUGGAAGAGGCAACAUGUUCAUUCAGUGAUGAUAAUCUUCUUGGAAAAGGUGGAUUUGGAAAGGUAUACAGAGGAACUCUGCGUUCAGGAGAGGUUGUAGCAAUAAAAAAGAUGGAGCUGCCAGCUAUUAGAGAAGCCGAAGGAGAGCGCGAAUUCCGGGUGGAAGUGGACAUAUUGAGCAGACUAGACCACCCAAAUCUUGUUUCCUUGAUUGGCUACUGUGCUGAUGGAAAGCACAGAUUCUUAGUAUAUGAGUAUAUGCAAAAUGGGAACCUGCAACAUCAUCUGAAUGGAAUUGGGGAAAGAAAAAUGGAUUGGCCUCUAAGGCUGAAAGUGGCAUUAGGAGCUGCAAAAGGACUUGCUUAUCUGCAUUCAAGCUCUUGUGUUGGGAUCCCUAUUGUUCACAGAGAUUUCAAAUCCACCAAUGUUCUUCUAACCUCCAAUUUUGAAGCAAAGAUAUCUGAUUUCGGGCUAGCUAAACUAAUGCCAGAAGGACAAGAGACACAUGUAACUGCUAGAGUGUUUGGUACUUUUGGCUAUUUUGAUCCUGAGUAUACAUCGACCGGAAAACUCACUCUACAAAGUGAUGUUUAUUCUUUUGGCGUUGUCCUUCUGGAGCUUCUGACUGGACGUAGAGCCGUAGAUCUAAACCAAGGUCCAAAUGAUCAAAACCUUGUGGUCCAGGUGAGACACCUACUAAAUGACCGGAAGAAGCUUCGAAAGGUGAUAGAUGCAGAGAUGGCUCGAAACUCUUACACUUUGGAGUCUAUAUUCAUGUUUGCCAAUUUAGCAUCAAGAUGUGUUCGUAGUGACAGUGAUGAGAGGCCUUCCAUGAUAGAGUGUGUUAAAGAACUUCAAAUCAUCAUCUUUACAAAUUCAAAAGGCUUGGGAAUGGUUAUGCAUAGCUUGAGAAUGAUGUAGUUAAAUAUUAGACUUUAGGAUUAAUAAGAAUACUUAUUAUAUAUGAUAACUAGUAUUUUGGAUUAUCGUAUAUGAGAUCAAUGAGGAUUAUUCUUCGUCGAGAAAUCCGAUCCUUAGUUUUCUCAACUGUUUUGGAAUUGUAUUGCCUUAUUGGUUCAACAGUUUUCAUUCCAUUCACACCCGCAUUAUUAAUUCAAAUGUGGAAAAUUGAUCACAAUAUAAACUUUAUUAUUAUUUUU
This is a messenger RNA of Arachis duranensis, 1500 nucleotides long. RefSeq names its product probable serine/threonine-protein kinase PBL28. Gene Ontology annotation, molecular function: ATP binding; protein kinase activity. Bases 176 to 1261 code for a protein of 361 amino acids. Gene Ontology annotation, biological process: protein phosphorylation. The record is from RefSeq and is a predicted model, not a curated record. Lineage: Eukaryota; Viridiplantae; Streptophyta; Magnoliopsida; Fabales; Fabaceae. The transcript has 7 exons.